This is a messenger RNA of Penicillium pulvis, 7809 nucleotides long. RefSeq lists its product as uncharacterized. The coding region runs from base 1 to 7809 and encodes 2602 amino acids. NCBI's taxonomy places the organism in Eukaryota, Fungi, Ascomycota, Eurotiomycetes, Eurotiales, Aspergillaceae. The transcript is spliced from 3 exons. The record is from RefSeq and is a predicted model, not a curated record.
AUGCCGCCCCAAGACCGGGACACUCCCAACAAUGAUCGGGAACUGGUUCGUCACAGACCGACCCACAGCGAUUCCAGCCGGUCCUUGGUUCCUAUGUGGGACAGCUCCGACCCAGAGCGUGCACCUCCUCCAUUGCCCUUGAACCCCCGGUCCAUGAGCCCUGCAACUAGACACGGCGUUUCGCCAAAUAUCCAGGCCGUGGCAGCCAAGUUCACGGACAAGCCGAGUGAGAACGCUCUUAGCUCUUACACAACAAACCCGAUGCCCAAUAAGACUGGAUCACCAGAACGGUCCUUGGUCAAGGGCCACCACCAUAAGCGCUUGCAGUCUUUACAGCCCAGCGACACCAAGGGCGAUGCUCGUUCGGAUUUCUUGAACUAUCUAGAGAAUCGAUCCCCCGAGCGGCCUCUUCGGGCUACAAUUAUUGAUCCCACGAACAUGCCGCUGGAUUCGAGCAAAGUUUUUGGAUCCCCACCACGUCCUGCUGAGCGGGAAAUCCCUAGUUACGUGUCAGGACGUUACCUGUCAAAACCUAUUCUUGGAGAAAGUACUCCCCCAUCCGCCACGAUGCUUGCUUUGCAAAAUAUGCAACUCCCCUCUGAUAAUGACCCGCCAUCUCCCUCAAAACCUCCUAAAAUGAUUACGGGAGUGAGGUUCGAAGAACCCGCUCACACCAUGGAUACACUAGCGUCGCAAAUCUGCAGCCUCACCGAUAUUGCCAGCAAUUUGCAGAAAGAAAUGUCGAAUUUAAGCCGCCGAAGCAAAGAUAACGCUACCGAUCUGGUCAGCCUGAAGGCUGCGACGAAUGCUCGCGAUGAAGAUAUUCGGAAGAGUUUGAAGGACUUGUCUUCUAAUCUCACAUCGAAGUAUUUCGAUGGUGAUCUAUCAAGGUUGGAUCUCAGUGCAUUCCUGAAGCCGGAAAGCGGCCCUAACCCCACUGAAUCGGAUAGUUCUCCCAAUUCCAGAAGAAGCUACUCUGUGCCCCGCAUGCCCAGCCCUAAUCCUUUCGCCUUUGAUCGGGACGUAUGUGGCUCGCCUGCCCCAAUCUCCGAUGGAUCCGCUAGUAUCGCUUUGCUCGAAAAAGUUCUGCGUGAGAUGGCCACAAAGGAAGGUGAGGAAAAGCUUUUGGAACUUGUGGAUGAAAUCAAAUCACGACCGGCAACCACCCCGUCCGACAAGGAUGCCGAUAAGAAGAUCACCAACAUGCUGGAAGAGAUUCUCAACCUUGUCAAGGAAGACCCGUCAAGCAGAGCGCUUGUCCGUUCGAUGACUACCGAGAACCUUCCUCCGCCGACCAAUGCUAAUAAUGGAGGUCUCCGAUCUACCUCGCUUGGAUCAAUUGAUGAAACAGCCACCGUGCGCGCUCUGGAUGUGCCCAAAGACGACAAACUUCAGCGCAACAUACCAAAUAACGAUGAAGUCUUGGCAAUUUUACGCACUGUCAAGAGCAGUGUCGUCGAAGGAGGCGGUAUGACAAACAACGUGAAAGCCCUGGUGCGUGAACUGCGUGGCGAAGUGCUUGGUAUGGGUCGUGAGCUUGCGCGCAAGCUGGAGGCAGUUGAGUCGAACAUUGCCGAGGGAGCAUACCAACAGCCACAAAUUGAAGCUCCAAAUGCAGACCAGAUUUCCACAAUCAUCCGCGAAUGUCUCGGUGAUCUGCAGGAGCAGCUGGCUGCUAACGUGAACGAAAGUCGAAGCCAGGCCUCUGCUUUUGCGCAGUUCCAGUCAACCAUGAACAGUGCUGAAAUUUACUCAAUCGUGAAGAGGGCACUGGAUGAGCUGGAGCUUCCCCAGCCUCAAAAGGAGCCCGAUGGCACUCGAAUGGAGAAAGAGGACAUCCUCGACACUGUACGCGAUGCCUGGGAGACAUACAAGCCUGAGAUCGAGUUGCAGACCAUUGGCCUGGAGCGAGAUGAGAUCUUGGAGUGCUUGGCUGAAGGCCUCAAAUCAUACCAGCCGCAGCACGACCAAGCCAUCACUUAUGACCAAGUUUUAGCUGCUGUCCAGACCGGCAUGCAGAAUUUCACUCCCCCACCAAUGGAACAACCGCCAGCUAUCACCCGAGAUGAAAUCAUUCUGACUAUCCGGGAGUGCCUUGAGAAGCCAGAAGACACCUCUCGUGCCUUGCAAGACACUCAUGCAAACAACCUUAAUUCCAUGCGAGACGAGAUCCUUCAGGCGGUGUCCCAGAGACUUGAGCCUCAUUCGCGGGGCCUGCAAGAUGAACAUGUGAACUUCUUUCAUAGCAUUCGCGAUGAGCUGCUCCAUGCAGUGGCUGAAAAGCCAGAUUCUACAAGUCGAGGUCUGGAUGAGGAGCAUCUCCACCAUCUGGGCUCUAUCCGCGAUGAGAUUCUCCAAGCAAUGGCUCAACGACCGGAAUCCACAACUCGAUCUCUGGACGACGAGCAUAUUGAGUACUUGAAUUCCAUGCGCGAUGAGUUGAUGCAGGCAAUCACCGAAAGACCAGGGCCCAAUGACAGGGCUCUGGAUGAGGAUCACCUUCAUCAUUUGACCUCGAUUCGCGAUGAGAUUCUUCACGCCAUCUCUGAACGAUCAGAGUCUAAUAGAUCUCUGGAUGAUGAGCACAUUCAUUACUUGAACUCAAUGCGUGAUGAGUUGCUGCAUGCAAUCGCCGAACGACCCGAACCUGCUACCCGAUCCCUCGAUGACGAGCAGAUUCACUACUUAAAUUCGAUUCGAGAUGACAUUUUGCAUGCCAUGGCCGAAAAGUCUAUCGAGACUGCGGAGUCUAGUGCUCCAAGAUCUGUUCAUGAAGAGCAGUUUGAGCACCUCAACUCUCUUCGUGAUGAGAUCCUAGAUGCAGUUACUAGAUCCAUGACUACUCAGAGUAUGGUAAGCAAGGAAUCCUUCGACUCUGGCCUCGGCCGUGAUGACAUUGUGAGCGCGAUCUCCGACGGUCUCGAGGCCCACUUCACCUCCGCCAAGGAACUGGAUGAACCACGCGUUUCGCGGGAGGAUGUGGUGAAUGCCAUCAAUGAUGCCUUCAAUGCCCAGCAGUCCGCCUUGACCACCAGUCCCCAGCCUGCUAUCUCCCGCGAAGAGAUCAUGGAUGCCAUCGUGGAUGGCAUUGAGAUUGCCAACCAAGCCAAGGAGACUGCAAUCAGCACCAAUGUCCAGCCAUCUUCGUCUAUCUCCCGUGAGGAGAUUUUGGAGGCUAUCUCCGAGGGUCUCGAGAGGACAUAUGAGUCUCAGAAAUCAGCUUUGAGCACCGCGGUCCAACAGCCGGGUAUCACCCGAGAGGAGGUUUUCACUGCCAUCGUUGAUGGCUUUGAAAGUGCCAACACCAUGACUCGUGAGAUUGAACUGAAUAAAGAUGACCUCAUGGAAGCGAUCACAACAGGCCUUCAUGAAGCUACAAAUUCUGCCAACAUGAACGUCGGAGACCAAGUUCUGGAAAGACUUUCAGACGUUGUUGAUGGCAUGAAGGAGGAAUUCAAACAAUAUUCCGCUGCUAAUGGCAAGGAUACUGAGCAAGUCUUGGACGCCGUAAAGGAUGGCCUUGCUGUUGUACGACAAGAGAUUGAGUCUUAUGUGGCCACCACCCAGGCGGUUUCCGGCAAAGAUGAAAUUAUCGACAUUGUCAAGGAAGGAUUCCGUCUUCUGCAGGCUGAUAUGGAAAAAACAAUCACCGACACCGCUAAGGAGUUUGAGCACCUGCGUGGUUCAAUGAGCAAUCUCCUUCUAGACAGCCAUCGAGGCAGUGACAAGCUUGAGAUCCUUGACGCAAUUCGUGAUGCCAGUGAGCAGCAGAAGUCUAAGGCGGCUGAUGAGCAGAUUCUCGACUAUAUCAAGGAAGAAUUUGAGAAGAUGCGCGAGUCCACGGCGAUGAGUGUUGUUCGUUCUGAGCCUCCUCCAUCGGAGAAAGAAGACAUCAUUGCCGCCAUUCGAGAGCACUUCGAAGUCCUUCGCGAAGACAACAUGCAGCAGAACACCAAGGCGGCUGAUGAGCAGAUCCUCAGCUCUAUCAAAGAGGAAUUCGAGAAAAUGCGCGAGUCCACGGCAAUGGGUGUUGUUCCUUCGGAGCCUCAAUCUGAGAAAGAGGACAUCAUCGCUGCUCUCCGAGAGCAUUUCGACGCUCUCCGUGAAGAAACCAUGCAGCAGAACACCAAGCCAGCUGAUGAGCAGAUUCUAAACUCCAUCAAGGAAGAGUUCGAGAAAAUGCGUGAAUCCACAGCGCUGAGUGUGGUUCCAUCCGAGCCUGCUCCGUCUGAGAAAGAGGAUAUCAUCGCCGCUAUUCGCGAGCAUUUUGAUGCCCUUCGUGAAGAAACCAUGCAGCAUAAGGAUGGCGGCGAGAACACAGGGUCUGCCACCAGUGAACUGCUUGAUGCCUUCAAUGAUGGUAUCCUCCUGAUCCGCGAUGAUGUGCAGAAGGUUUUAGAUAAGCCUGCCGACUUCGACAGCUCCGAGAUCCUUGACACCAUCAAGGACGGUAUGGCGGAGCUGCGACUGGAAAUCGACUCCCUCCGCCAGUCCCAAAAGGUGGAGGAGAGUGCGACCGAUGAAAUGGAGACAACGCGUGGCGGUGAGGUUGUGCUUGCCAACGAGCCGUCUGCCCUGGGUACCGACAUCGAAGGCUUGAAGACUCUCAUCACCCAGCUUACAGACAAGAUGGAAUCCAUUGAAACUACUCGCGCCGCGGAGCCUGCCGAGGAGCUUUCCGCAGAGCCUGCUCUGAAUCGUAGCCAUCUUGAUGAGGUCUUGAUGGCUCUCCAAGAAGUGCAACUCGCCAUUGGGGAGAUGAAGCCGAGCGAGUCUGCCGAGCCUCCACUGAGCCGCAGUCAUCUCGAUGAGGUUUUGAUGGCUGUCCAAGAAGUGCAACUCGCCGUUGGUGAGAUGAGUGCGAGCCGAGAUAUCCCUGAGGGGGGUGCUCGGAAGGAGGAUACCGACACUAUCGAAAGUCUUCUCAUGGGCACCAAGGCUCAGAUUGAGGAGAUCCAGUUCCCAUCUCUCGACGAAGUUGCCACCUCUGAGCAUAUUGGAACUCUUGAGACUAUGAUCCGAGAGUCAAAGGAUGCUAUUGCUGAAUUAUCCACUCGGCUGGAGGCUGAGGGCUCUACAAAGUCUGAUAUUGGUACUCUUGAAGGCCUGAUCAAGGAUGUCUGGGUUGCCCUUGAAGAGUUGAAGGGCAAGGCGAAAGAAGAGGAGGAGACAGAAGGGGAUGAAGGGGAGGACAACGGCAAGCUUCUCAAGUCUGAUCUUCAAACUGUCGAGGCUAUGAUCUUUGAGGUUAAAUCUCAGAUUGACGAGCUCAAGUUGCCUGAUGUGGAAACACUUCCCACGAAGGAGGAGAUUCAAGAGCUUUCGGCACUUGUUACCGAUUUCCGUGACAAGAUGGAGAAUGCCAACGACCUCACCGCGCAAGGCUUUGAGGCCCGGAAAACCGAGCACGGUGGCCUCGCCGUCAAAAUAGACGAGAAAAUUGACGAAGCUAAAUUUGUCGUUGGUGAGCUUGGAGACGAGCUUAAGAGUAAGCUUGAUGGCAGCAGCGAAGGCCUCAUGGAGCUCAAGCAGUUGCUCGAGGGCUUGGCUAUCUCUGCCGAGAACUUUACCACUGUCGAAAACGUCAAGGAGCUCACUGAUCUCAUCAAUCGCGAAUUCGAGCGUGCCCGCGGUGAGGAAGACGCCGGCAGGCUAGAAAAAGAGGAGAGAGAUGCUGCUGCUUUAGUCAAGCACGACGAGACUCGGGCUGCAGUCAUUGUUGAGCUGGGAGCCAAAAUCGACGAGAAAAUUGGGGAAGUGAUCGCCAAAUACGAAGAGGCGCAUACUUCGUUGCAUUCCAAGUUCUCGGAGACCGAGGAGCGAGACCUGGCUCAUGCUGAAGCGGUGACAAGCACCAAAUCUCUCGCCGAAGACAUUAGGCUUGUCAUUGGUGCCAUGGGUACCACGGUCACUGAGGCCUGUGAGCGCACGACUGAAGAGACCAAGGCUCUUGCUGAGAAAGUUGAUGAAUCCUACAACCGGAUGGAAGAGAUGCACAACGAGGCCAAAUCGCAUCAGGAGCAAUCCCGAGGCGAGAACGAGAGAGUUGUUGCGGCCACCGAGCGCGUGGAGAGCAAGCUGCUUGAGUUCAAUCCUCAGAUCUUGGAGACUGUUCAGCAGAUCCUGACUGUUGUGAGCCAGCACUUCGACCACUCGCAAAAGUCGGCGGAGGAAGUCAAGUCAGAGCUUAUGUCUCUUCCGACUGCCAUUCCCAGCAUGUUGCCCGCCUUGCCAUCUCCGGAAUCCUCUCGGGAAAUUGAAGAUGACCCUGUUCACAAUAAGCUCAAUGAUCUUCUGGAGCACGCCAAGAACAGCCCCGUACAGGAUGUUUUGAACACGCUACUGGAACACUCGAAGAGUACUCAACUUCAUGAUAAGCUUGACCGCGCUCUGGAGCAUGGCGCUGCGUCGAACAGUGAUAUCUAUGAGAAGCUGAACCAGAUCCUUGAUCAUACUACCAAUGGUACGGGCUCUAUUCAUGAGAAGCUUGAUGCUCUGCUCAGCCGACCAGUCAAUACCGUUGACCCUGAACAGUCGGUCACCCAGAUGAUGAAGCUAGAUGAGAUGCACAAGGACAUCAUGGAGAAUACUCGUAAGAUGAACGAGAUGUUCGCCGUUCAGUCCACACUCGUUGCCGAGGAGACCGAGCGCAAGCGUCGUGAAGCGGAGGAAGCUGCAAUUGCCUUGGAACGCAGGAUAGCCCAGCGCGAGCAAGUCGAGGCCGACAUUGUCGGCUUGCAAGAGGAGAAGGAGUCUCUACUGAAGAUGUUCCAAACUCUGAAGGCAGAGAAGGACGAACUUGCCAAGCAGACCUCUAAGAUGAGCAAGGAACUUUCUGGCCUGGAGACCGCUCUGGAGAUUCGUCAUGAGGAGAUGCAGCAAAUGGAGGAGCGUGCGGAUGGUCUAGAGAAACGCAUCUUGGAAGGUGUCCUCGACCAUGCCCGCAGCAUUCUCUUGAGUCGAUCUGGCAGCCUUAACAGCAUGAACCUCAAGCGCAACCAAAGCACGCGUUCAUCCCGCGCAGGUGCCCGUAGCCCUAGCAUGGCUAGCAUUACCACUACAAGCACUGCUCGAGAGCCAAAGGAUGCACGCAGCCUUCUCGGCAAUGGUGUCGGCAUGGCUCUCAAGCGCCGUACGUUCAACGGCCUCCAGCCUGGACCAACAACAGUUCAACCCAACAUUGGGAAAGAGCGCCGAAUUCUCAGUUUGAGCCAUGUUACAGGCAAUCGUGAUGCUGGUCGUCAAUCGGGACCCAAUGGCGGCAUCACUAGCUUGAAGCGCAGCCACUCCGUCAAAUCCAACUUCUCAGCUCGCAAGACUUCUUGGGCCGGCCCUACUGCAAACAAAGAGAAUGAGGCAUUCCCGGAAGAAGAGGAACCCGAAAGCGAGCCCGAGACUGAUGCCGGCACGGAGCGCAAAUCCAGCUACGCGGGUUCUAACCGGCAAUCAAGCUAUGCAGGAACUGAUCGCAAAGUCAGCUACGCCGAGACUUGUACCGACAGUGUCGUCACUGGAGUUACUGAUAGUGUCAUCUCAGAAGAUCGGCGCACUAGUGGCAUGAGCAGUGCGACGGGGGAGCACGAGGAAUCUGAGCUAGCAUCAGAUGAUGAUGAGGAUGAUGCUCAGACUGCCCGUGAAGACGAUGACGAGGAUGUUAAUUCGGAUAGAGAAGAUGAAGAAUCAGAGGACCACCAGGAUGAUGUGGACGACAACCUUUCUGACACUGCCUCAGCAAUGGAGGCUGAAGUCCUAAAGCUACUGGAGGCUCCUCCUGACAGCGGAUUGGGAACUGAAAUGACUGUCUCAUGA